AGAUGUUCAAUAAUUGUGUGAUUGUGGUCACUACAGCUGUUCUUACUAUAAUAUCUGCAAUACAGAUCUACUACUCUGUGGUAUCCUAUCUGAGUUAUGUCACCAGCACAUCACAGUACUCAGUGCCCUUAAAGUUGGAAGACUUGUCUGGGAUCAGUAUUGUUCUUUGUGGAAAAUAUCAACUUGGUCUUAAUAAUAGAGAAGCUAUGCGUGCCGGAUAUUCCCAAAAUGCUAAAGAAGGAUAUGUCCAAGGAAUUUAUUCAGGAAUUCCAACAAGGCGCCCACCAAAUUCACGUCAAUCCAGUCCUGAGGUUGUAACACCUUCUGUUGGUACUGGUAUAUUGACUCCUGUUCCAGGUGAUUCUGUGACUGCUGCACUUUCUGCUGAUCCUUUAACUAUAUCUAACCCUAAUUCAGCCAGUGUUCAAUCCACUAAUCCAGAAAUGAAUCCUAUGAUAACCCAAUGCCCACUUCAACCUCUUCAUCAAAGCAGCUCUUCUGUUCGUAUGAUUGGGUGGGGUGGUUCUAACAAUUUGUCAUUUGAAAGUCUCAGCAAAAAGUUGUAUAAUGACAGUGUUUCAUAUAUAAAUCCCUUCAUAAUGAAAAAUAAUGGGACGUGGGUUGAAUUAAACACAACAAAAGAGUUUUUUGUUCCCCAUGGGUUCUGCUACAAAGUUGAGGACAUUUCUACAAAAGAUCUGACAUUAUCUGAGGCUCUAAUGAUCUAUUACAAGGCAGAGAUGAUUCAGCUAUUCAUAGUUGAUUCUUCUCGAAGCACAGACUACUUGUUGUCUGAAGUAUCAUUUUCUAUUGAUUCUCCAACUGAUGCUCAAACAAUACCUAAAAUUGAUUUAUAUGAAAUCAGUAUUCAGAAGAAUAUCCAGGAUGAAAACAAUCCAAAGACACAAUGCACCAAUUAUGGGACUAAAUCUACAAAAUACUCCAGCUUUCAGGAGUGCAUGGAGGAAGAACAGAACAUUCAGUAUUCUAAGCUAAUAGGCUGCAUGCCACCCUACAUGACAAAAAAUGAAACUCGUAAAUGCCGACAGCCUCUUAAUUCAAGCUUAGUACUGCCUUAUAUCAACUACUACCAAGAUAAUAUAAGACCACCCUUGAUAUAUCACCAGGAGUAUUUUAUCCCGGCUUGUUACCCACCUUGCAAAACUCUUAAAAUUCAUGCUAAGAAGCUGAUGGAAGAGGAAGCUCCCAUCUCUGGUUUCAACCUGUAUUUCAGCUCAACAGUACAAGUUACCGAGACUCAGCGAAGCUUUACUGAAAUAACCCUCCUUGUGGAAGUGGGAUCUGCAUUUGGAUUUUAUCUUGGAUGGUCAUGUAUUUCCAUCAUCCCUCUGCUUAAAGACUUCUUUGAGUUGUUUACGCCAAAGAAAAAGAUGAAGCAAACUGUUAAGCAGGGAUAAUGAUUAUAUGCUAAUAUUUUAAAUUGACCAUCUUUUUUUGUUAUGCAUUUAUUUGUUCAACGCAAAAUAAGAUAUCAAAAAUUUCUUAAACAUACUAAUCUUAAUCUUAAUCUUAAGCGAUGCCUCUACGAUGUAGUUCAUGACAAAAUGACAAUCAAACACCAUCCCCUGUAGAUUAAGACAAGGUGUUCAAUUUUAAAACCCUGAUAUUUUUUUAAUUACGAUGUUCAUAAUUAAAAUAACUAAUUAUUUAAUUUAACAAUAAAUGCAUGUUUUUUUUAAAAUCUGAAGAAUUAAAAUCUUCUAAUUAAGAUGUAUACAACAAUCAAGCUGUGUUACAGUGCAGGAAGCAGUUUGUUGCAGCUAUGUUUCAGAACACAUCUCUAUUGAAAUUGUAAUAUUUAAAAGACUUUUGGUCAUGGUGACAAUGUUUCAAAAUUUCUAGAUUUGAAACAUCUAGAUUUAUAAAAAAAGUAAUCUCUGCUUCUUUGCAUAUCCAUCAGAUGAUGAACUCCUUACUCAAUCUACCACAAAUGUUGAUAUGAGUUACUUGUUAUUACAACAGGAAUGUUUGUAGCUUGCAAUUAUUUCGAUUCCAAGGCAAAGCUGGGUUUCCCAGCUAUUUUUCAAAUUUAUGUCAAGACUAGACUCAAUGUGAAAGCUUUAGCUUUAUAUUAAUGCAACACAUAAAACCAAAUAUGUAUCUAUACUUGUAUUUUUAAAUAUAGAUAUUUUCACCAUAUUAACCUAAACGCGUUUAGUUAUUUCA
Messenger RNA from Eurytemora carolleeae, 2187 nucleotides. RefSeq lists its product as uncharacterized. NCBI's taxonomy places the organism in Eukaryota, Metazoa, Arthropoda, Copepoda, Calanoida, Temoridae. Gene Ontology annotation, cellular component: membrane. Bases 3 to 1418 code for a protein of 471 amino acids. Gene Ontology annotation, molecular function: sodium channel activity. Gene Ontology annotation, biological process: sodium ion transport. The transcript is spliced from 2 exons. The record is from RefSeq and is a predicted model, not a curated record.